GUUUUUUUUUUUUUACCUCACGGGUGAUUGAGCUGCGUCAUCAUCACCAGCUCGAGAUUUCUUUAUGAAAGACGCUGAUAAAGCACACAGAUAGAUCACGAAAUCCGAAACUCGUUUUGCGAAUUCGAGCAGUUACAUAACAUCUAUCGUUCAUUCACAAGCUGAUCGAUCGGAAACUAGAUCUGAAUUCGAAAUCAAACAAGACGGAUCUGAUCUAUGUCGAUGGCAGGGGCGGCCUCUGCGCUGUUCCUUCUUGACAUCAAAGGCCGUGUUCUGGUGUGGCGCGACUACCGUGGAGACGUUUCUGCUCUUCAGGCCGAACGUUUCUUCACCAAGCACAUUGAAAAAGAGGGUGAUGAUGCUGGUUCUCAAGGUCCAGUUGUGUAUGACAAGGGUGUCACUUAUAUGUUCAUUCAACACAACAACUUAUAUCUAAUGACGGCUUCCAGGCAGAACUGUAAUGCUGCGAGUCUUCUUCUGUUUCUACACCGCCUCGUUGAUGUAUUUAAGCAUUACUUUGAAGAAUUAGAAGAGGAAUCACUUAGAGAUAACUUUGUUGUAGUGUAUGAAUUGCUUGAUGAAAUGAUGGACUUUGGUUACCCUCAGUUCACCGAAGCUACAAUUCUUAGCGAGUUUAUCAAGACCGAUGCAUAUAGGAUGGAAGUUUCACAAAGGCCCCCCAUGGCUGUCACAAAUGCUGUGUCUUGGCGUAGUGAAGGAAUACAUUACAAAAAGAAUGAAGUGUUUUUGGAUGUUGUGGAGAAUGUGAAUAUACUUGUCAACAGUAACGGACAGAUAGUAAGAUCAGAAGUUAUUGGAGCAUUGAAGAUGCGAACGUAUUUGAGUGGUAUGCCUGAGUGUAAGCUUGGGCUAAACGAUAGAGUUUUAUUAGAGGCACAAGGCAGGACUACUAAAGGAAAAGCUAUUGACUUGGAUGACAUCAAGUUCCAUCAAUGUGUGCGGUUGGCUCGUUUUGAAAAUGAUAGAACAAUAUCAUUUGUACCUCCUGAUGGAGCCUUUGACCUCAUGACGUAUCGACUCAGUACUCAGGUAAAGCCUCUAAUAUGGGUGGAAGCUCAAGUAGAAAGACAUUCUAAAAGCCGUGUGGAAAUUAUGGUAAAAGCUCGGAGCCAAUUCAAGGAGCGUAGCACUGCAACAAAUGUUGAAAUUGAAUUGCCUGUUCCAGCUGAUGCUAUUAACCCGAAUAUUCGGACCUCCAUGGGAUCAGCUGCUUAUGCACCAGAAAACGAUGCCCUUUGCUGGAAAAUAAAAUCUUUUCCGGGUGGCAAGGAAUACAUGUUGAGAGCAGAGUUUAAUCUUCCCAGUAUAACAGCCGAAGAAGCACUUCCCGAGAGAAAAGCUCCUAUUCGUGUUAAAUUCGAAAUACCAUAUUUUACAAUUUCAGGAAUACAGGUUCGGUACCUGAAAAUCAUCGAAAAAAGUGGUUACCAGGCUCUUCCAUGGGUUCGGUAUAUAACGAUGGCCGGAGAAUAUGAACUUAGACUUGUGUGAGAAUGAACCAAUGUAGUUUUUGUAAGCGAAUAGGUUUUAGUUGGUGUGUUUUUUUGGCACAAUUGUUGUUUCAUGGACUAAAGAAGAAAUUUGUAAGAUGUGAUGUUGUGUUGUUCCUCUUUUUAAACUAAAUCUUUGGUGAAGCGACUAAGUAAUUGAUGAUUUGAUCAA
Helianthus annuus (common sunflower) is the source of this 1683-nucleotide messenger RNA. RefSeq names its product AP-1 complex subunit mu-2. Gene Ontology annotation, biological process: intracellular protein transport; vesicle-mediated transport. NCBI's taxonomy places the organism in Eukaryota, Viridiplantae, Streptophyta, Magnoliopsida, Asterales, Asteraceae. The coding region runs from base 217 to 1512 and encodes 431 amino acids. The transcript is spliced from 11 exons. Gene Ontology annotation, cellular component: clathrin adaptor complex; cytoplasmic vesicle. The record is from RefSeq and is a predicted model, not a curated record.